Messenger RNA from Tetrahymena thermophila SB210, 4656 nucleotides. Its product is annotated as endo-1,4-beta-xylanase xylA, putative. The transcript is spliced from 10 exons. The record is from RefSeq and is a predicted model, not a curated record. Lineage: Eukaryota; Ciliophora; Oligohymenophorea; Hymenostomatida; Tetrahymenidae.
AUGAACAAAAAAAAUUCUUCUUAAUUAGCUUCACCAUAGCAAAAGAAAAAAAUUAUGACUUUGUAAAAUGAUUUUGAUUACAAAAACUCAAGAGAUAUCUAAAUUGCUAAUAAUAAUAAUAAUCAAACUCCAGGAGAAUUAUAUAAAAAGGUCGUUCAGCAAAAGCUUAAUCAAUAUUUUGAUAGAAUUGAUCAAUCAGAAAAGGCAUAUUCUAACAAUAAGAACUAUAAUAAAAAUGAGCAACCUGUAAUGAAAAAUAUAAGCUACUUGCAAGCUAGGGAAGAUCAUAAAAAAUUAAAAAAAGAUAGCAACCACAAGAAUGAAAAAUAUUAUGCUCAAAAUCAAUAUUCAUAGAAGAAAAGCGCUAAGCAAAGUCAGUAAUACAAUGUUUACGAUAUAAAAAACUAUGAAUAUGGAGAAUAUAGUCCCUAAAGUGAUAAAUAAAAUUGGCUAUAAAAUUAGAAGCAAUCUAAUAUUAAUUAAACGAAUAGAGAAAAUUAUGAGUACAAAGAUUAAAUGAAUGAGAGUGAAUACUAAGAAAAAUAUUUGGAUUAUCCAGAAAAUGUUUAUUUAUAAUAGCAAUAUCAAAAUAAGCCAUAAAAUUAAUACAAAAAGUAGGUUUCUAAUGUCGAAUAGAGCUCUUAGAGGAAUUAUUAGAAAGCAGAUGCUUACGAGAAUGAAAGAGGAUAGUUUAGGAAUAAAUAAGGUUCAAGAUAGCAACUGCUUUAUCACGAUGACUCUUAAGACUAUCAAAAUAAAGUUAAUGCUUUCCAUAAAGAAAACUUACAUUAGCACUCUUAAAAAAAAUUAAAAUUAAUUGAAUAAACUUAAGAUUAAGCAAUAGAUGGCAUCUAUGAAAAAUAUUAUAAAAAGAAAGAUAAUUACUUAGAUGCAAGUCCUUAUUCAUAGAGAUAUAAUCCUAAAGUCUCAGAUCGAUAAUACUAUGACAAUGAUAAAUCUUAAAAUAGUUAAAAUAAAUAAGACAAUAGUGAGUGUGAACUUUCAUAUGAAGAUAUUCUUUAUUAAGGUAACUAGAGUUUUGAAGAAGGAAGACACAGCUAAAGAAGUUCUAAUAAAAAUAUGGAUUUUGGCAAUAAUUCAUAGCAGGCGAAUCAAUUUUGGAAUAUGAGAAAGCACAUGCAUAGCAGAGAUAACAGCAACAUUAAGAAAAGCAAUAAUUAAGAUAAUUCAUAUUUAUAGAACUCAUAUAAUGACACAAAGGGUAAGGGAUUUCUUUCAAAGAGUAAUUAUAUAGACUACGAUGAUAGCACUGAAUAACAAAAUUAAGAUAGGAGCAGAAGUCAAAGCUAGCACGACUAUUAGCAUCCUUAAACUCAAAGAGAUUAGAAAUAAAACAAUUUAGAAUACAAUUAUUAUGAAAGAAGUAACUCUAUUGACCCUAAUUCUUAUUCUUAUUAAGAUAAAUCAAUCAGGCAAAGAUUGCAAUUUGAAGGUACAGAAAAAUCGCUGUAAAGAGAAAUAAAAAAAAAUAAUUACUUUUAAGAAGGUUCUUAAAGUAGAGAUAACAGCUAAAUAUUUGAAUAAAGUUAGUAAAUAAAAAAAUAGCCUAACAAGCAAAGUUAAUAAAUAAUGCAUGAAUACAAUUUGACUGAUUAGUCUAAUUAAAGUAUAGGUUUUUAGAAAUAAAUUUAAUUUGAAUAAACCAGCUAAAGGAACAAUAAAGAAAAGCUACUGAAUGAUUCAUAACAUCCUUCAAGUAAUUUAUAAUAGUAGUUUCAAUAAAAUUAGUAGUAGCUCUUUAUAAAUUAAUUAAUUCAAAACGCCCAUUCAGCACACUAAAGCUUAGAACUUGAUUUAUAGAAAAUUUCUGAAGAAAACACUCUCAGAAAAAUGAGACAACAAAAUAGAAGCUAAAACAAUAUUAAUUAGUUCUAAUAAAAUAAUUUGUAGCAAAUUUAGCAAAUUCAAUAGAAUAGCAAAUUAUAAUAGCAGCCUGUUUAAUCUGAUGUUAACAAUAUUAUUUCUUAGUAAAAUUUAUUAAUAUAAAAUCUGAUUUCCCAACUAUUAUAAGUUUAAGCUUAGUAAAUGGUUAACACAAUAAGCAAGAACAAUGCAAAUUAAUAAUCUUUACUAGGUGUAAAUAACUUUGGUUUAUCUUAGAGUGAUUAUUUGAAAAAUUAAACAGGAUAAGGAUCAUAAUCCAACAUGUAAUAAAUUAACUACUUGCUUUAGCAGUAAAUGCAAUAAUAAAAAUCCUAAAAUGUUUUAGAUUCUAAUUUAUUAUAGUUAAUUAACCCUAUAAACUAAUAAUUGCUUUUAAAUUUACUUCAAGCUUAGGAGCAAUUUAAUCAAACUAAUUAAAGUCUCAAAUUGAAUUAAUAAUUAAAUACAUAGUUAUUAUCUGAAGAUAUUCUCUAAGGAACUUUACCAAGAUCUAUGAGCAAUACUUAAAUUUUAAAUCUUUAAGAUAAUAAUUUAAUUUAAAGCCCUGCCAAAUUAGUUGAAGACAAAUUAAAAGAUAUCUCAGAGAAGUAAGAUACUAUGUCGAGAAGACUAGACCAAAUAUUAGAUUAUUCUAAAAAAAAACUUAACUCCUCAUUAAGCUAGAAAUAAAUAUAAAGUACAUACGGUCUCCCUAACUAAAACUAAGCAGCAGAAACAAACUAAAAUGCUUAUAAUGAACAAUUUAUUAAUAACAAUAAACAAUAAUAGCAUAAUGAAUAAAAAAAUUUGCCUAGAAGUAAAAGCUAAUUAAAUGUGUAUGAUAACUCAAGUUAAGAAAUUAAAGAUCAUCAUAAUAAAUAAAGUUUCUAAAAAUUUUCUAAAAUAAUGGAUGAUAUUAUCUAUAAGCAAGAAGUUACAAUAAAAAACCUUUAGAGAGAAAGAAAACUUAGCAAAAUUGCUAAAGAGCAAUACGAAAAUUCUUAGAAUUCAAUUUAAUAAACUUCUACUGAUGAAAUAGUUAGUAAGGAGCUCUCUGAAAUACAACACUAUAUCAAAAAUUUUUAAAAUUCAUGCAAUUAAAUUGAUUCCAAUAAAUAAAAAACCAAAUCAACCAAGGACUUAAUGUAAAAUGUUAAACACGUGAAUGAUGUACUUGAAAAAGAGUAAAAAGGAAAAAAUUAAAUAGCUUACUCAAAUCAUGCAUAGUAAGAGUCAAAUAAUGUUAUUACUUAAGGUAUUUCUAAACCUAAUACAUAAAGAAAAAGAUGGGGAGAUGAUUCUACAUACAAUUCUAGUAAGUAACAACAUUUAAAUUUAAAUGAAGUGGAAACUCCUCAAGGAAUGAUUAAUUUCAGAAACGAAGAAUAGGAAGAAAUAGAAGAUAUUAAGCAUAGAUUUAAAUAAGAUUUUAAAAAAUACUUAGAAAAAUCCAAUUAAAAAAAUAUCCCUCCUUCCAAAAAGGAGUAUUCUCCAUCAAAUAAAUAAAAAUUAUUUCAAAAAGAAGGAGAUUCUGAUUUCGCAGAGUAAGUAAGACCUAUUUAUAGCAAUGGCAGCUAAACUUAAUAGAAUAUUAGAAGCCCUAAAAGAUGGGAUAUACCUCAAAAUAAAUAAUCAGAAUAGAAUAAAUAUUAAAAAAAUGAACAAAAUGAAUUUUAAGAAUCUUAUUAGAUGUCUAAACAACCUUAAGAGAAGAAAUCUCCUUAACAAUGGACAAUAAACUGGGAUAAUGAAAAUUAAGAAGACCCUAAAAAUUCUUAAAAACAAACACAAAGCAAUUUAAAAAGGAAUUAUUCUCGAAAGGAAAUAUAAGCAAGCACUUCUCCUUUUGCUAAUAAUAGCAAUUUGUAACCUAAGCAAACACUAAACAAUAUAUUUGAAUAGAAAAAUGAAACUUAAAAUUAAAAGGGAAGAAGUUUAUCAUCUCAUUAGAAAGAUGAUAGAGAACAUAUUAAAAAAUAGUUUUAACAAUAUAAACCACCCACAUUUUCUCAUUAGGAAAGUUUUAAACCUUCAGAAGAAAACCAUGAUGAAUUUGAAGAUACCAAUUAUUAAAAUAAUAAUUAAGCUAAUGCCUACAAUAUUGUUUUUGAUGGAGAUAAUAUUGAUGAUGUUUCCAAAUCAAAGUAAUCCUUGGCAGACAUUUUUAAAAGUAGAAAGUAAGAGUUAUUAGAUAAAUUAGAAGAUCAGAGAAAGAAAAAAGUUAGAGACCACUCUUAGCAACCUUCAAAAACAAAAGAAGAAUUAGCUCAAAUAAGGAAAGAACUGCUAUAAUAGACUCGUAGAAGAGACUUAUCUGCAAAUAAUAAUAACAAUAAUACGAGGUAAAAUUAAGGAAGUAUGAGUAGAGGAAGAUAAAAUUCUCAUAAUUUAGAUAUGAGUUUUGAGCUUAAAAAUGAUUAAAAAAAUAAGAGCAUCAAAGAUCCUCCACCUGAGCUAUUAAAUAGGUUGAUUUAUGGCUUGAAAGCAAAAGUUGAUAAGAAAGAUUAUAAAAAAUUAACAAUGAAAAAUUAUGAGCUUUUGCCUGAAAUAAAAAAAAAGAAGGAAGAAGAAAAGAAAAGAUAAGAAAUGGCAGAGAGAAUUAAACAUAAAAAGGAAUACGAACAAAAAUUAAGAUAGAGAAUGAAGAACAGUAAUUUGAAUAGGAGUUAAAUGUAAUAGUCUCAAAUUCAAUCAUAUAACUAACUAUAGUAUAAUUAAAGUUACCAACAACAAUAAGAUUAAUAGCUUUAUUAGUACUAAAACUAUAUAUGA